Molecule: messenger RNA, 603 nt
Organism: Rangifer tarandus platyrhynchus (Svalbard reindeer)
Lineage: Eukaryota; Metazoa; Chordata; Mammalia; Artiodactyla; Cervidae
Source: the annotation of a GenBank genome assembly
AUGGAAGAGACUCAUGGGGUAGCAUCCAUGCCCCGUCUGAGUGACCAACGUGCCAGCAUUUCCAUGUGUCCCCCAGCCCGGAAACUCUCAACUAUGUCAAAGAGUCGCUUUGGACACGGGAAGAAAACCCUUGAUACAUUUUUCUGGAUAAACGAGGUAACUGGAGAAAUCACCUACCCCCAGAAGACAGACGCACGCUUAACGUCGUCAGCUCCUCUCCAGAAGCCGGAAGAGGGACCCAGAUCUCAGCGCGGGGCCCUGCAGGGUGCUCCUCCCAGCACCCAGGACGCGGCCAGCACGCUUGCGCAGAACGUCUCCCCUCCACCCGCUCCUAAAGCUGCCCUGAAAGGCGUUGGCUCCCGAAACUCCUUCCCAGCUCCGCCGCCCUAUCUCCCGGCCAAAGAUGGAGCCCCGAGCCCUUUGCCGUUCUCUGCAGUUCCUGUCACCAUCUCACCGCCAGGAGGCGCUCUGCCACCAUUCAGCCCCCUUGGGCCAGCCCUUCUGCCUCAGGCCUCUGCCUUCCCUCCCAGCCCUUCUGCCCCCUGGGGCUUCACCUGCAAGCUGAAAAACAUCCUUUCUGGAAAUAACCGAUUUUCCUUUUGA